AUGACGCAGCGCAUCCGGAAGAAAACCCCUCUCCCUCCCUCGGAAUCCGCAUCUCUCAGCGGUAUACUGAGAGCUGCGAAUAAAUCUUCGAAAGAUAAAGUCGGGAUCUCAGAUCGGAGGAGUGAGGAUAACAUACUCAGUUACAUCAAAUGCAUCAUGUACACCUUCGGCGAUGUCCAGGAACCGCUGGAUACGACAGCGAAGGCUGUUUCGGACGGAUUGUUCACACAGAUGAAGCUUGUGUAUCGGAUUGCCGCGGCGGCACAGGAUCUUCGGAGAAAGAACAAAGAAGAUUCGGUCAUUGAAGUCAUCGACGUGGUUUCAGCUUACAGUCACAACUUCCCCUUACUCUUCAGAGUCUACAAGAGACUUCUGAAUAGAUCGGAAGCGAGAAAAGCUACCAGGGACAUCCUGCAAAGUGGCGUGGGCGAUAAAGUUUUAGGUGAAUUGAAGGACGCCCUGGAACAAGUCCACUCGGGCCACUCGGACGAGCUUUCCGAUCCCGCCCUCGUCGAUCCUCUUUAUCAGAAUCGCCUCGUGAAAAUGGACGAGAGGACGCGGGAAAUGGAUCAGAAGGAGUACCUCUCGUUCCACAAAGCUCGUUCGACUUCGUUCUCGUCAUCGGCUCCGGCGAGGAGAAUGUUCCUGGAUUUGCUCACGAAGAAUCGCUGCGCCUCGAAUUUGAGUCCGUCAGCGAUUGAGCUCUUGACGACGAUCGCCUACGAGAUCUCGGCGAGAAUCUCGGAGGUUGCCGUCCAAAUUCGCGCCGGACGCGAGAAGCCUUCCCCGAAAUUUAGUAAGCCCAAAUUUCGGAACCCGAUUUUCUGCGAGGGGGGUCCCAAUACGCAGGAGCUGAUUCCGCAGAUCUUGUUGAGACGAUACAAUCAGUACGGGUUGGACCCGGACGAUAUACGCCAGGCGGUACAGAAACUCAUGGAAGAAACUUCAUCUUCCGCAUCACAUCCGAUAAAAGACAUGAGGAAUGUUCGGCUGUUCUAA
Galendromus occidentalis (western predatory mite) is the source of this 999-nucleotide messenger RNA. It is a transcript of the gene Spt3, whose product is annotated as Transcription initiation protein Spt3. The transcript is spliced from 5 exons. The coding region runs from base 1 to 999 and encodes 332 amino acids. NCBI's taxonomy places the organism in Eukaryota, Metazoa, Arthropoda, Arachnida, Mesostigmata, Phytoseiidae. Gene Ontology annotation, biological process: transcription by RNA polymerase II. The record is from RefSeq and is a predicted model, not a curated record.